This is a messenger RNA of Lithohypha guttulata, 3303 nucleotides long. It is a transcript of the gene CDC60, whose product is annotated as cytosolic leucyl tRNA synthetase. The record is from RefSeq and is a predicted model, not a curated record. The transcript has a single exon. Bases 1 to 3303 code for a protein of 1100 amino acids. Gene Ontology annotation, molecular function: ATP binding; leucine-tRNA ligase activity; aminoacyl-tRNA deacylase activity. Gene Ontology annotation, biological process: leucyl-tRNA aminoacylation. Lineage: Eukaryota; Fungi; Ascomycota; Eurotiomycetes; Chaetothyriales; Trichomeriaceae.
AUGGCGUUGCAGCUCGAGAACACCCAUAAUCGCGACGUUCUCAUAGCCAUUGAGAAGAAAUACCAGCAAAAAUGGCAGGAUGACCAUGUUUUCGAGUCCGACUUCCCUGAAGAUGAUCUGCCUCCUGCGGAAUUGCGAGAAAAGUACCCGAAGUACUUUGGUACUUUCGCGUACCCUUACAUGAAUGGCUCUGGUCAUGCUGGUCACUUGUUCACUGUGUCGAAAGUUGAGUUCACUAUAGGCUUUCAACGACUGACUGGAAAGCGCACACUCUUCCCUCUUGGUUUCCACUGUACAGGUAUGCCAAUUAAAGCAUGCGCCGACAAGCUGAUUGGAGACAUUGAGAAGUUUGGCCAGAACUUUGAACGUUUCGAAGAUUACCAGGCACAAGACGAGCAAACGAAUGGUACACCCGUGCCUGCACCAGUCCAGGGUAUUAAUAAGAAGGAAGACAUUACAAAGUUCUCCAGCAGUAAGAGCAAAGCUACUGCUAAGAAUGUCAAAACAAACUACCAAUUUCAGUCUAUGCUAGCAAUGGGAAUACCGAAGGAGGAGAUUCACAAAUUCGCAGACCCAUACUACUGGCUCGAGUAUUUCCCACCUAUCUGGAAGUCCGAUCUCAUAAACCUUGGUGCUCGCAUGGACUGGCGGAGGCAGUUUGUGACCACGGACGCAAAUCCUUAUUACGAUGCCUUUGUCCGAUGGCAGAUGAAUAGACUCAAAGAGUUGAACAAGAUUCUCUAUGGCAAACGAUACACCAUAUACAGCCCGAAAGAUGGACAGCCAUGUAUGGACCAUGACAGAGCAAAGGGUGAAGGCGUUGGACCCACGGAAUAUACUGCGCUGAAAUUGAAGGUGAAAGAAUGGUCUCCAGAAGCUGCAAAAGCUAUUGAAGGCAAGAUACCACAAGAUGCUAGCGUCUACUUCGUCCCAGCUACACUACGGCCAGAGACUAUGUACGGCCAGACCUGCUGCUUCGUCGGUCCUGCUAUCAAGUACGGUAUCUUCAAAGUUUCAGAUAAAGAAUACUUCGUAUGCACAAAACGAGCUGCUUGGAACAUGUGCUUUCAAGGCAAGUUCUUCGACCUUGACAACUUUCCCAAAGACCAGAACCAACUUGAGACCAUAGCUGAAUUACCCGGCUCUGCUUUCGUUGGCACUCUCGUCAAUGCUCCUCUUUCUAUGUACAAAGAAGGUGUUCGUAUCCUACCUAUGGAUACCGUCUUGGCCACUAAAGGUACUGGUGUUGUUACAUGUGUACCUUCUGAUUCGCCAGAUGACUAUGCCACCAUUCGAGAACUGGCCAAGAAGGCUGAAUACUACAAGAUACAGAAAGAAUGGGCAGAGCUUGAGAUAAUACCCUUGAUCGAGACACCCAACUAUGGAAAUCUUAUUGCCAAGACUUUGGUUGAAAAGAUGAAGAUCAAUUCUCCCAAGGACGACAAGCAGCUUGCCGAGGCCAAAGAUAUAGCCUACAAAGAAGGGUUCUAUACUGGAACAAUGCUGGUUGGCGAUUUUGCUGGAGAGAAGGUGCAAGAUGCUAAGGAAAAGGUUAGACAGCAGAUUCUCAAUUCUGGAGAUGGCUUUCCCUUCGCUGAUCCUUCUGGUGAAGUCAUCAGUCGAAGUGCUGAUGAAUGCGUUGUCGCUUACAUCCCACAGUGGUUCCUCAACUAUGGCGAGAACGAUAAGGAGUGGCAAAAGACUGUUCUUGAAUAUGUUACAGCCAAGGACGGACUCAACACAUAUACACAAGAAACAGAAAACCAAUUUGUGGCGAAUCUGGAAUGGCUUAAUCAGUGGGCAUGCGCAAGAACAUACGGACUUGGUUCGAAACUGCCAUGGGAUCAACAGUUUCUGGUCGAGUCUCUUAGCGACAGCACAGUUUACAUGUCGUACUACACUAUCUCACACUUUUUGCAUGGUGACAGAUUCGGCAAGACGUCUGGCAAGCUCAAUAUCAAAGCUGAUCAGAUGAUCGACGAGGUAUGGGACUACGUUUAUACACGUACGAAUGACGUAGAAGCGACCUCGAAGAAAUCUGGCAUCUCCGAACAAGAUCUCAAGACUCUGCGCAAAUCCUUCGAGUACUGGUAUCCUCUUGACCUACGAUCCUCCGGCAAAGAUCUGAUACCCAAUCACCUGACCUUCUUCCUAUACAUUCAUCUUGCCCUCUUCCCUCGAGAGUACUGGCCUCGCUCUGUUCGCAGCAAUGGUCAUCUUCUCCUCAAUGGUGACAAGAUGUCCAAGUCAACAGGUAAUUUCCUCACUAUCUCACAAGCAGUAUCCAAGUUUGGCGCAGAUGCCACAAGAAUAGCACUCGCAGAUGCAGGUGAUGGCAUGGAGGACGCCAAUUUCGAGGAGAAAGGAGCCAAUGCGGCGAUCAUGCGAAUGUACACGCUCAAAGAAUGGGUAGAACAAACAGUCGCUGACAAGUCGCUUCGAUCCGAGUCAGACGACCGUGUCCUAUGGGAUGAUCUGUUCGAGGACGAAAUGCAUCUCCUGGUCCACGAAGCAUAUGGCCACUACGCAGACACAAACUACAAAUUGGCUCUCAAAGCUGGUCUCUACGACUUCCAGUCCGCAAGAGAUUUCUACCGUGAAGCCUGCGUCUCAGCUGGCGUUUCCAUGUCUCGAGCGCUGAUUCUCAAAUACAUCGAACUACAAGCCCUCGUCAUCAGCACUAUAGCUCCUCACUGGGCAGAAUACAUGUGGAUCGAAAUCCUUCACAAACCCGCCAGCAUCCAGACUCAACUAUGGCCAGUUGUUCGCGAAGCAGACAAAGCCCUCACCUCUCAGCGAGAAUACAUCAAAGCCACCUCCUCAAACAUCACAUCCGCCGAAGCCCUAGCAGGUCGCCGGAUGGCCAAAGGCAAAGCCGCCUCCUUCGACCCCCGCCAACCCAAAAAACUCACCAUCUUCGUCGCUGCUCAAUUUCCACAAUGGCAGGACAAGUACAUCGACCUUCUCAAAGACGCGCUGGAAAAAGCCACGAUCAAUGACGACAAGGCCAUCAACCAGAAUGUCGCCAAGGCAGCAGGCAAGGACAUGAAGAAAGUCAUGCCAUUUGUGCAGGAGUUGAGGAAAAAGGUCCUUAACGGAGAUAAGGCGGCGUUGUUUGAGAGGGAGAUACAGUUUGAUGAGGUGAAGGCACUGGAACAGAUGGUCAAGGGUCUCAAGAAGCAGACUGGAUGUCAGGAGUUGCAGGUUGUGAAGGUUACGCCUGAGGCUAAGGAUCUGCCUGGGCAGGCGCAUGCUGCUGAGCCGGGAAAGCCGACGUUUCAGUUUGAGAAUAUUCAGACGUGA